AAUCGAUUAUCUGAGGCCAUGAACUAAACGGAAGGCAUUUCGGCUUUCUUUUUGGUUUUUUCGUUUCGUCACCCCCGCCGCACAGUACAAUCGUCGUCAUCUUCCCCUGCUCGCCCGAAGCUUCUCUCCCUCCUCUCCUCAGCGCCGCGUUCUCUCGGCCCCCACCUUCCCCGCGAAGUAACCACCACUAGGCACUAGUCCACCACCGCAUCUAGGUCGGCACCGCCCUCCCCCUCCUCCGUCUCCCCGCCGGAUGAUCGCCGCCGGCGCCACCUCGAUGGGCUGCGCCGCGACUCCAGCACCCGUGGCCCGGUCCUCCCGGUGGCCGCGCGCCGUCGCGCAGCUCCGCCUGGCGCUCCGCUCCCCUUCUGCGGCGGAGAGGAGUGCUGGCGGCGGUAGCGGGAGAUGGAUGGGCUGCUUCCGGCCGGUGCCGUCGCCGGCUGCCGCGGCGUCGGCGGUGAAGGAGGCGAAGGGGAAGCGGCCGGAGGUGGAGGAGGAGCCGGCGCGCGGCGGUGGGGAGGACGUGUGGAGCGCCGAGGCCGAGGCGGAGGUGGCUCACGGCGGGGGGUUCCCCGAGCACCUCGUCGUCAUGGUCAAUGGUCUCGUCGGGAGUGCCGAUGAUUGGAAGUUCGCGGCGGAGCAGUUCGUGAGGCGGAUGCCAGACAAGGUGAUCGUGCAUCGAAGUCAAUGCAACUCUGCCACCCAGACAUUUGACGGAGUUGACUUGAUGGGUGAAAGGUUAUCGAAUGAGGUUAUAUCAGUUGUAGAGCAAAGAAGAGGUGUCAAGAAGAUCUCGUUUGUGGCACACUCUCUUGGUGGUCUUGUUGCCAGAUAUGCUAUAGGAAAACUUUAUAAACCUAGAAGCAGAACUAAGUCUUCUGUUGGAAAGAGCAGUGAUGAUGUUGAGCACUUGGAUGGUCUCAUUGCUGGCUUAGAACCUAUGAAUUUUAUAACAUUUGCAUCACCACAUCUGGGUUCAAGUGGAAACAAACAGCUACCUUUUUUAUGUGGCCUGCCUUUCCUUGAGCGAAGAGCAUCAGAAACUGCACAUUUGAUUGUUGGGAGAACCGGAAAGCAUUUGUUCCUUACAGACAAUGAUGACGGCAGACGGCCGCUUCUCCUUCGAAUGGUUGAUGACUGUGAUGAUUUAAAAUUCAGAUCAGCGUUGCGCUCUUUCAAACGGCGUGUAGCAUAUGCUAAUGCUAAUUUUGACCAUAUGGUCGGGUGGAGAACAUCAUCAAUCCGUCGUCAACAUGAGUUACCGAAACAUCGACUUCUUGUUCGUGAUGAGAAGUAUCCACAUAUUGUCCAUGUUGAUAAGGGAAUUACAAACAAUAAUGAAACCGAAGUCCCUGUCGAUCUUUGUGACCCAGAAGAGGAAAUGAUAAGAGGCCUUACACAAGUACUGUGGGAACGUGUCGAUGUAAGCUUCCAGAAAAGCAGUCAAAGAUUGGUUGCGCACAACACCAUUCAGGUGAAAAGCUAUUGGCUAAACUCGGACGGAGAAGACGUGAUCAACCACAUGAUGGAUUAUUUCCUCGUUACCAUUCCCAUCCAGAUAAUGUGAUUGAUUCUUUAGGCCCGUGUGCUCCAGACGCAGAGCAGAGCCCAGAUGUUUCUGAUCCUCCCCAUCAACAAAGUUAGCUCGUCCAACUGUAUCAUAAUCUGUCCUGCCUUGUAUUGCACAACUGAGCUAAACAAAGGUUGACUGAAAUAGAUUUCUCAUGUCUGAUUCUGUUGUCUUC
This is a messenger RNA of Phragmites australis (common reed), 1745 nucleotides long. RefSeq lists its product as uncharacterized. NCBI's taxonomy places the organism in Eukaryota, Viridiplantae, Streptophyta, Magnoliopsida, Poales, Poaceae. The transcript is spliced from 11 exons. The coding region runs from base 254 to 1567 and encodes 437 amino acids. The record is from RefSeq and is a predicted model, not a curated record.